Penicillium nucicola is the source of this 1167-nucleotide messenger RNA. RefSeq names its product DNA-binding domain-containing protein. NCBI's taxonomy places the organism in Eukaryota, Fungi, Ascomycota, Eurotiomycetes, Eurotiales, Aspergillaceae. The transcript has 5 exons. The record is from RefSeq and is a predicted model, not a curated record. The coding region runs from base 1 to 1167 and encodes 388 amino acids.
AUGGAACCAUCGUACUUCGACCCCUGGAUGCGUAUGGAAGCGGAUGCUUUGUACGAUAUACAAGUACCGCUGCCAUAUGGAUCGAUGACUCACUCGAUGAAUUACUUUGUGCCACCACAAUUGCAGCCACCCAUCACAAUAAAUUCGUCGACCAUCUACAAAUCGUGUACUUCUCCGAACCAGGCCCCGGUAUCGGCUCUCCCAUCGUCGCCGGCGUGGGCGUCUCGCUCUCGCAAAAGACCUACUGGCAAAUCAACACCUCGCAUGCUGCUUACCGACAAAUACCGAAAAAUGAUAUGUUUAUACCAUGAACGGGACAAGGCAGCAAAACAUACUGAAAUUGGAACCUUAUUCGGAUUGGAAAGAAGCACUGUGACAAAGAUAUUGCGCCGGAAGGGGAUAUAUCUCGCCAUCAACAACCGGGGCCAGUCUCCAGAAAACCGAACUAAGCGCCGUAUUCCUGACAUUAAAACGGCGCUUUCGAACUUGGUAAAGGAAUUCCAAACAAGCAAAACUCCAAUAAAUGACGAGAUACUCAUGAAAAAGGCGCUGGCGUUUUCCGACGCCUGCAGUCUUACUGAAGGCAGGGAGGCAUUGGGCAAGGACUGGCUGGAGAAAUUCAAGCGGGAAAACAUGAUGUUAUUUGCUCACAACCAGCCAUGCACAGAGGAUGGCCAAGCCAAACGGAUACACCAGCAAUGCAUCCACGCGAAUAUGAUAAACAGAGGCUUGAACCAUGUUGCGCCAACCAGCGUUCGCGAACCUCCUUCGAGUGAUCAGGCACGUCAUGCUAUGGAGCUCGCAACGGCCUACCUUGACUCGAUCGGGAGAUUGUAUUUUGAGGACCGUGUGAGCAUCGACAGAAUCAUGAAGCGCCUCAGAAACGACCACGAGAAUGCUCUGCGUGAGGAACAACUGGUAUUCCACCCCUCUGAUGAGCCUCUUUUCAUUCUUCAUGUUGCGCUUCCUACCAAUUUGUUUGAGCGUAUCAUUUUCCUGUGGGGUGACAUCGAAAUCGGUUGGCGUUUCAGGGGUCUGCUGGUCGAGAGAAUGGGUGUUUGCUUUGGAAUUGCCAUGAGCUCAUUCUCGCCUCUUGGUAUCUCGCCUCUUGGGCGAUACGUCAGAGCACCAUAUUCGCAGGUAGGACACCUUUGGGAAAGUGGAUAA